AGUAAAUGUAGAGGAAUUGCCAAAACAACUCAAUUCCGGUUCUCGAUCCAAAUGAACCGACCGUUUUACAGCGUUGUAACGGUUUCUAUGUUCCAUGUUGAGGCGCAGCCUUUAGGCACGAUAUGCGUGCAUCAUGGCCGUUUUUUGUUUACAGCACUGGUUACCGAUUUCCCAUAUAGGAAAUCAGUCAUCAAGGAGAAAGAGAAGAGACAGACAGAGGACAAACAUGUGGAGAUGAGCUGCUCUAUAUAAUUGGGGUGUUUCUCCAUUCCCUGCUGAGCUAGUAAGCAAAUUGUGGUUGAUACGCUUGAUACUGGUACGUUUCUUAAUCCAUCAGCAAUGACAAAGCUAUGGCUCUUCCACAAUGCGAGGACGAUACGGCGAUCCGUGGGCUUAGCGGUCACCAUUUUGGGCCUCAUGCUAGUUCUGUCGAGGCUCACGCUCUACUCUUAUGAUUUCUAUAGAUAUCAACAAUAUUUAUACUUGCUAGGUGGACAAACUGCUCCUCAGGACAAUGUGCGGACUCAGACCACUGACUACGUCUCUGAAUACCCAGCUGAUGAUAUGAGGAGGCAAUUAGCCGAACAGUUCCCCUACGAUACACGAUCAGAUAUUCCAAAGACAAUAUGGCAAACUUGGAAGGAGCCACUCCAUCAGAUCAAAAAUAAAGAGCUUGUUGAUUGUAUAGGAUCCUGGGUUUCACAGGAUGGUUAUGAUCAUCAUCUAAUGCUGGACAAGGACAUUGAUGCAUUCUUAGACGAGACGUACAAUGCAUUCCCCCAGAUCAUAGAGGCUAUGAGCCUCAUGCCUCUACCCAUUCUGAAGUUUGAUUUCUUUAGGUACUUGGUCAUAUAUGCCAAAGGUGGUAUAUACUCCGAUAUCGAUACCAUGCUAUUAGCCAGUAUUGAUGAGUGGAAGGAUAGUACCUCGGUCCUACACGAUAUCUAUCCAGAUCUCAAUUCAAACAUUGGGCUUGUCGUUGGCGUUGAGGCUGACUUGGAUCGUCCAGACUGGAGAUUCAGGGCAUGCCGUCGUCUGCAGUUUUGUCAAUGGACAAUAAAAGGAAAGAAGGGCCAUCCGGUAUUACGAGAGUUGAUCUACAGCAUAACAAAGAUCACACUGGAGCAGUACUCCAAAAGAUUGAACCAUGUACGGAUUGGCUCUGAAUAUUUCACCUUGAAUUCACUGUAUACAGUCUUAGAAUGGACUGGGCCCGGAAUCUUCACAGACACCAUUUUCAACCACCUGAAUAAAGUCUUCGACCCUGAUAGAUGGUUCAACUCCAAUGCACCUCCCCGGCUAGAAGUUGAAACAUUCGAUAAGUAUAACACAGAGAGGAACCACAUAUCUGUGGAUAAGCCUCUGGGCUGGAAUAACUUCACACGCGUGACAGUGCCAAUGGUGGUUGAUGACGUUGUGAUACUACCGAUCAAUUGCUUCAACGCGGAGUUGGGGCCAGAUGGAAUUGAAUUUGAAGUUGACAGAGAGCUCGAAUAUGUGAAACACAACUUCAUUGGCUCAUGGAAAGGCUGAGAUUCAAUAUACAAAGACACCAGGUAAAUCUAUACACUCCAUAUAUUAACAUAAUGUGA
Messenger RNA from Williopsis jadinii, 1592 nucleotides. RefSeq names its product glycosyltransferase family 32 protein. The coding region runs from base 340 to 1533 and encodes 397 amino acids. Lineage: Eukaryota; Fungi; Ascomycota; Saccharomycetes; Phaffomycetales; Wickerhamomycetaceae. Gene Ontology annotation, biological process: protein N-linked glycosylation. Gene Ontology annotation, cellular component: mannan polymerase complex. The transcript has a single exon. The record is from RefSeq and is a predicted model, not a curated record. Gene Ontology annotation, molecular function: alpha-1,6-mannosyltransferase activity.